This is a messenger RNA of Chaetomium strumarium, 2897 nucleotides long. RefSeq names its product Sodium/calcium exchanger protein-domain-containing protein. Gene Ontology annotation, cellular component: membrane. NCBI's taxonomy places the organism in Eukaryota, Fungi, Ascomycota, Sordariomycetes, Sordariales, Chaetomiaceae. Gene Ontology annotation, biological process: calcium ion transmembrane transport; intracellular calcium ion homeostasis. The transcript is spliced from 5 exons. The record is from RefSeq and is a predicted model, not a curated record. Bases 24 to 2432 code for a protein of 802 amino acids. Gene Ontology annotation, molecular function: calcium:proton antiporter activity.
CGGUCGGUUAGCACGUUCCCGCAAUGACACCUAUAAAUCGGCCGCCACGUCAGUGGUUCGCGCACUUUGCCCUCUUUCCAUACCCGAGGAAUCCUCGCAUUACGACCAUCGCGUCGAGACCUGCUGCAACAACACCGUAUUCGAUGAAGGGAGUUCCCUCUAUACCGCACACCAGAACGCAUGGCGGCACUCAUCGCUCGUCGAGACGACCCGAUUCGAAUCCGGUUCCCCUAGACAGCCCGGCCCACCCGAACGCCGACAUCUCCAACAAUGGCAACACAGCGUCAUCCUCGCGUGCCGGCGCCCAGGGCAGCUCUGGCGGCACCGGCGGUGGACCUGCCUCCGCGCAGCCCGCGCCGCCGACUGACCCGGACAGUAGUAGUAGUCGCCGGCCGGUCAAUACAUCGCAGGCUACACAACCGGGGCUUGUCGUAGGCGUCGAAGGCGAGAACCAGAAAGAAACCCAAAAACCACAAGAAGAAAAGAAGCCUGUCAUGUAUCGGUUCUGGCGCACACUCAAGGCAAUCCUGCUCCAUUCCAAGGUCAAUGUGCUGCUUGCGUUCGUGCCCGUGGGCAUCGCCAUCGCCCAGACCGGCGCGUCCCCGGCUGUUAUUUUCGCCAUGAAUGCCAUUGCCAUCGUCCCGCUUGCUGGUCUGCUGAGCUUCGCUACCGAGUCGGUGGCCCACAGGCUCGGCGACUCGCUGGGUGCACUGCUCAAUGUCACGUUUGGCAAUGCCGUAGAGCUGAUUAUCUUCAUCGCCCUCGUCAAGAAUGAAAUCCGCAUCGUCCAGGCCUCGCUGCUUGGCUCUAUACUGGCCAAUCUGCUGCUCAUCUUGGGCAUGUCGUUCUUUCUUGGAGGCAUGCGCUACCGCGAGCAGAUCUACAACAGCACCGUCACUCAAAUGAGUGCCUGUCUCCUGAGCCUGAGCGUCAUCAGCCUGGUCCUACCGACGGCGUUCCACGCAUCGUUCAGCGAUAACGAGCUUGCGGAUAGGCAGUCUCUCAAGAUCAGCCGCGGCACCAGCGUGAUUUUAUUACUGGUGUACAUCGUCUACUUGCUGUUCCAGUUGAUCUCGCAUUCAUACAUGUAUGAAUCGACGCCGCAGCACAUCAUCGAUGAAGAGGCAACACCAGGGCCCGUCGCGAAUUGGUUAGACUCCUCCAGCUCCGACAGCAGUUCCUCGAGCGACUCGGAUUCGUCAGACUCGGAUCAUUCUCGGGAGACCAUGUCCAAGCGGAUGAGACGGGUUAUGCAUCGCCGCCGAAGACCUAGUGUGGUCUCGACUGAGGCUGGCGAAAGCACAAGCCCAAGCUUCCCACGCAGCCCUUCAGGGAGCACUGGAGACGCGGACCUGGCCAAGGGACAAACAAAUUCGGAAGAGCCGUCGUCCCGCCCGCGUGUGCACCAUCGAAGAGAAAGUCACGGCGGAAACGAGGAUGUAGACGACGAAGAGUCCCCUCGCCAUGGCAAGCGUCACCGCCAUCGGCUGCCGCGCAAAAAGCACCGCAAGCACAAGCACAGGUCGCGUCACACAGGAUCUCCGGAAACCGUGAGCGAGACUAUCGACGAAAACGCGGUGGUCGAGCCUGUCAUUCGCGAGCAGCGGAAGGUCGAAUUCGCUUCCGACAUACCCGCCGCCAACCAGGAGACUACAACCGCUAAGCCACGGAAUCAGAGCCCCUUUCAAGGCCUGCGUGCAAUGUCUCUCCGCCCUGUCGUGAGCAGUCUGGCACCGACCGUCUUCACGCAGCCGCCCGACGCGGGGAUGCCGCCCGUCCCUGCGGGCCCCGUCCCGCGUGUACGCUACGGCAUCCGGAGGACCAACUCUCUGCCGGACAGGCUCAAUCAAUACCGCCGCGCACCGGGUGCCAUGAUGCCCUCGCAGAUUCCAUUGGCUCGUCCCCCCAUCACGGCCAUUGUCAAGGAGGAAUACGCCGCGGAUCUGUCGCGCACCGCUGCCGUCAUCCUCCUCCUCGUCUCGACUGCCCUGGUCGCGGUGUGCGCCGAGUUCAUGGUCGAUUCCAUCAAUGGGCUCAUCGAGACGAGCAGCGUCGGCGAGAUAUUCAUCGGUCUCAUCAUCCUGCCCAUCGUGGGAAACGCGGCGGAACACGUCACGGCUAUUACCGUGGCGAUGAAGAACAAGAUGGAUCUGGCCAUCGGCGUCGCCGUUGGCAGCUCGAUCCAGAUUGCGCUCUUUAUCACCCCGCUCGUUGUCAUCAUCGGCUGGGCCAUGGACCGCGAGAUGACUCUCUACUUCACGCUCUUCGAGACGGUGUGCCUGUUUGUCUCGGCGUUCAUCACCAAUUUCCUGGUGCUGGAUGGCCGUAGCAACUAUCUAGAGGGCGCGCUGCUGAUGGCCACCUACGUUAUCAUCGGCGUCGUUGCCUUCUUUUACCCUAACGCUGGGGACGCCAGUCCUGCGGCUCUCUAAAGGGUCUGCAGGACGAAAGGUGGAUGUCGACCAAAGGGUGGGUUGGUUGGCCUGGGUGUAGGUCGUGAGGGACCGGCCACUGAGGCAAAGGUGCACAUAUUGCGUGGCAUGAUUUUUCUCAUCCAUAAGUUGAUGGCAAGGUGGUUGGCAGUUGGCGUGGGUUGGGGUUGUCAGCGGCUGCUUCAAGAGAGGUUGACACAUUGUUCUCUCAUGACAUCCACGCCCUUUUCUUGGGCCAAAUGCAUGAGUGACCAAGAGAUCGGUGCUGAUGUCUGGGAAGGCGAAGCAUGGAGAAGUGGACGAACGAGCGAUGAGUUGACAAUGAGCUGUGGAGUAGCGGAUAUUGGAGAAUAGGGGUUCCUCAUAGCAUUCUCAAGAAGAUAAGGGAAUCGUCGCUUUGCAAAGGCUAUUCACAGCCAAGCUAAGUCACAGUAUCCAAAUUGAGACUCUAAUAUUCGCCUAACA